This is a messenger RNA of Hydra vulgaris (swiftwater hydra), 1827 nucleotides long. RefSeq names its product zinc finger protein 121. Gene Ontology annotation, biological process: regulation of transcription by RNA polymerase II. NCBI's taxonomy places the organism in Eukaryota, Metazoa, Cnidaria, Hydrozoa, Anthoathecata, Hydridae. Gene Ontology annotation, cellular component: transcription regulator complex; PcG protein complex; chromatin. Gene Ontology annotation, molecular function: RNA polymerase II cis-regulatory region sequence-specific DNA binding; DNA-binding transcription factor activity, RNA polymerase II-specific. The record is from RefSeq and is a predicted model, not a curated record.
UAUAUAAAAUUAGUUACAUAAUUAAUAGUCGUUAUAAAGCGUUUUGAAAAUAAAGUCAAUUUGGUAUGGUCAUGUUAAUACUAAAUUAUUACUAUUUUGUUAUUCUACGAAUUCCUGUUAAGGCUACUGAAACAUUGGAUAAAUGUGAUAGAGCUGAUUCUGUUCAAAUUUUGUUUAUGAUGAUAUAGAAAUGAAAUGCAGCAUGAAAGUUUAUUUAAAUACAAGGCUGAAGAUCUAGAAAAAAGUUAUUGUAAAACUCAUGUUUGUGAUAAAUGUAAUCGACAAUUCAAACAGAAGACAAGAUAUGAUAGACAUGUUGCUAAUCAUCCUAGUGAAAAAAAUUAUCUAUGUAGUACCUGUAAUAAAACAUUUACCAGGAUGGCUCACCUAGAGAAACAUUUACAAACACACACAAAUGAGCGCAGACAUGUUUGUCUCAUAUGUGGUGCUGCUUUUAUCCUUUCUCAUCAUUUAGUUAGACAUAACUUAGUUCAUACUGGAAUAAGACCAUUUGAAUGUGAAAUUUGUAAAAAAAAGUUUACAAGAAAAGCUGGAUUAACUCAGCAUAUGUAUAUACAUAAUGGAGAAAGACCUUUUCAUUGUGAUAUUGAAAACUGUGGUAAAUCUUUUAGUGAUAAAACAACUCUAAGAAGACAUUUUCUGACACAUUUUUGCGAAAAACCUUUUAUUUGCAAAGAAUGUGAAAAGACUUUUAAAACUAAAUCUGCUUGCAGAAAACACUAUGUUAAACAUUUUAUUCCAAAUUCUAGUUUUAAAUGUGGGAUAUGUGAAGAAAUGUUCAAAACUAAAGAUUUACUGGCUAAGCAUAUUUCUAUGCAUGACUUAAAAGAAAUGAAUAAAAAUUUUCGUUGUGGUUUUUGCAUGCGUGUAUUUAAAUCGCAAGUUGAUUUAGAGUUGCAUGUGCCACAACAUGAUUCUGGUCUUCUUUAUGAAUGUUUUUGUUGCCACCUUAAGUUUUUUUCUAAAAAUGAUCUUGAUAAUCACAUCAUACAACAAUCUCAUUAUUUACAAAAUGAUUCUUCUAAAAAUAAAAGUGAUGUUUCAAAUAAUGAAGUUGUUAUUGUUUUACAAUUACCCUGCGGAAAUUCUAAAGUUGAUAUCAAAGAUGAUACUUUGCAAAUAUUAAAAGAUAAUAGAGAUUUGCAAAUCAAUGAUAUUCACCAUUUGAUUAAUAAUACGCAGCUAGAUAAACUUCUUGUGAACUCUCCGCCAAAUCCUUCGUUUACACUUCAGCUUUCAGAAGAUCAGCAACAGAGCAUGCAAGAUAUUUUGCAUAAUGUUAACGUGCAAUAUUUAAUAACUCCACCCUCCAGCAAUAAUUUAGCUUCAAUUCAUCAUAUUUUUUCGGAUGAUCAAUUAGAGCAUAAAGUUGUUGAUGGAAAAGAUAAUGAUUUUAAAAGCCCCUUACAAAUAAUUGAAAAGAAAAAUAGUAACAGACUAAAUAAAAAUGACUCAGUAUUUAGAAGCAGCAAAACUUUUAUUGAACCUCAUUCACAUAUUCUGUUUGGUGACACUGAAGAAAGAAUUGAAGUAAUGGAAAGUGGAAAAUUUAUUGCAAUGGAUCUGAUUGAUACUUCAUUUGAAAAAUUGCCAAAAUCGUUCCAACAUCCAUUUGAUGACAUUGAAUCAUCCGUUGAUUCAAGGACUUAGCGUUUGUUAUAACAUAAAUUUAGCUUUUUUGCUUUUAGUUUAUAUAUGCAUUUUGCUUUUUCAAAUACUCAAUUUAACUUGCUUCGUUUUGAAACAUUUCUAUAUUUAAUAGUAAUAAUUAGUUUGUAUUUUUUAUAUUGAUAUAAAUGAUUAUGA